Monopterus albus (swamp eel) is the source of this 5908-nucleotide messenger RNA. RefSeq names its product MTCL family member 3a (gene mtcl3a). The record is from RefSeq and is a predicted model, not a curated record. The coding region runs from base 806 to 4303 and encodes 1165 amino acids. The transcript is spliced from 7 exons. Lineage: Eukaryota; Metazoa; Chordata; Actinopteri; Synbranchiformes; Synbranchidae.
UUACUGUUAGACACUGCUUACAGGUCGUAAUAAGUGGUUUGGUGCCUUUAAAAUGGGUGAUGCUAUUUAGUAGCUGUUUUUAUGAUUACACAUUGACCACUGUGCGGUGCACAACUUGAUUUGCUUCCUUGGACACAGCGCAAAGUGGUGUCCAGCGACUGAAUCAGAGUAACCCGAUGUUGAUUAAUGGAUGUUCUUGCGUUACAUCUCCCUGACGCCGUUCUGCUAUCUGGCUUAGGAAAGAAAACUCAUGGUUACAGGGGGUAGAAAUAGGCUGCUGCUCUGCGCGCUGCAUGAUAUUUUUGGUAACUUCUCCCAUUCGCGUCGGAGGGGUUACUGGGUGUCUUUGCCAGCUCUAGACUGUCGCCUACAACGACUCUGUGCACGGGAGGGACGCGACACAUUGCGUCCUGAGAGAACCGCAGAUGGUGCGGCACUGAGGAAAUCCCUAAAUGACUAAAAGAAAGGACACCGUGGGGACUUAGGAACAAGAAUGACUGCUUGACCUUGUCUCUGUGAAGAUAUGGAGGGGACCAAGGCGUCCAGUCCCGUCCCCUGUAUGAGCAGCACAGCGGUGACUGCUCUCCUGAGCGCUGCUGUGUGGCCCACGGGGGAUUUGGCAGGGUUUGGAUAAUUGGCGCAUUCAUUAUGCCACUGGUCACUAGCUGUGUUUGAACUGAAAGUACGAUCAACUGUAUCAGAAACUGGUUUAACGAAUGCAGAAUGUGAUACCAAAUCGCUCAGUGACUUGAUUCUAAUAUCGACUUAAGCAGUUUUCUGUGCUUCAUUUGGAUGCGUUCGAGAAAUGUGGAGUGCGUUUAUGAACAGUUCGGGGCUGCAUGGUGGGGGCGGUGCUGGCAGGGGAUACGUACAGUCUCAGGGAUGGGAAUUUGUGCCCUGCUCCAGAAUGGAUAGGGCAGAUAGAGGCAGGGGCAAAAGUUGCAGCCCGCUGAGGAGGAUCUCCUCUCCGCCCACCGUCUUUAGUCAGCUCUAUGAGCCCCAGUUUGGGGCUUCACCGAGUGGAGAAGGUGGAGCAGGGACACAUCUUGAGAUUCUCAAGGCACAAAUGUGGCCAAGUCCCGAACCCCAGCAGCAGCAGCAGCAGCAGCAAACGCAACACACAAGGCUUAAAAAGAAACUUGAAGAUUUGAAAAGGCGACACGAGCAGGACAAGGAAGAAUGGAUGCGCGAGAAGGAGUCAUUGUUGAGAGAAGUGGCUGACAUACAAGGAGGGGAGAACAAGAGGAUUCUACUAGACCUGAAGGCAGUUUUGGAGGAAGUGCAGGUGGAGUUGAAGAGAGAGGAGGAGAGGAGGAGUGAGCUCCAGCUGCAGUACACCAGAGACAGAUGUGCCUGGGAGUUGGAGAAGGCUGAGCUCAAACGCAGGAUUGCACAGUUAGAGGCUAGAGAGGGUUCUGGCUCGGUCAGUGGAGGGGUCCAGUCAGUAGCUCAUCCUGGCUCUGUGGCAUCACAGAGAGCUCGAGAACAGCACGGUGACACCCCGACUCUCUGCCGGGAACGGGAAGAGCAGCGGAGGCUCCUGACAGACACACACUCGACCGCCAUGGACCUGCGCUGUCGCUUGGAACACAAUGAGAGGAACUGGUUAAGGGAGCGAGCCGAGCUGCUGGAGAGGUUUGAUGUGGAGAGGAGGGAGUGGGAGAGCCAGCUGAAAAAUAUGCAGAAGAAAAUAGAAGAGCUGUACUGUGAAGUGAGGGCCAAUCGUGAGGGGACUGGACUGGACAGUGGAAGGCAGGUUGAUGAUAAUGUUGUGCACAGGCUGAGCAUACACUCUACCAGCUCAGGCUCCAGUCUGCUCAGUGAAAACUCCCACUCUGUGCUGCUCAGCAGCAGCAGUCAAUCAGAACCAAAGAGACACCCACCCUUACCUGGCUUUGGUCACAACAGAAACAUCAGUGGUGGUGGUUGUUGUGGUGGCAGUGAUGGCCACCAGUCCAAUUGUUUCCAAGCAGAUAGCCUCUGUGGCCAUUCCAGACCUGAAAUGGUGGAUGAAUUGAGAAUCGGAGGUACUUGGCAGCAAGUCACUGAUAGUAAAGAAACUGGACCUACAACAGAGUUGGAAGCAAUUUUUCAUGGAGCCCCUGGAUGUGGAGUGCCACAGACAAAUCGCUCUAAGCGGAAUGAAAAGAGUGUUGAAGUUGGUCCACAAGAAAGUCCUCUUUGUGCAGAGCUGAGUUAUGGCAGCGACAAGAAGAAGAACACCACUGCUCUUAAUGCUGCUCUAAAGGAGAUAGCCCGUGUAAGCGAGGAGCUUUGUAGCUACCAGUAUGAGAUCAGAAAGAAGAGCGAAGAUAAGAGGCAGCUUUAUCCACCUCCUGAGAAUGAAACUCCCUGUGACCUCAGCCAGAUCUACAAUGACCUCCAGGCCUUGGAGAGGGAAGCCUGGAUCAACUUGUCACCAGAUAACACCUGGCGAGGCAACAGAGAGCAGAGUGAAUCCUGGAGAAUGAGUGCCACUGAUCCAGGCACACAAACAUGCCCCGGAAUACUUUCUGACAUUGAUACAGCUGCUCCACCCAUUCCUCCUCGCACCUCCUCCUGGAAUCUGAGCACUUCGACUCAUCCAGACACAGAACUCCACAUCCCAGAAUCCCCUGUGAUGACAGUGAGGAAGUGCCAUAGCCCUUGUGUUCUAUUGGACAGAAAGUGUAGCAGCCCAUCCAUUGUCAGGAAGUUUGAAGCUAUGUUACAAGAAAAUGAAGGAAAGGUUUUCAUAGAUGGUGUGCUGGCAUCAUGCUCUGUACCUGCUAACCCUAAGUGUAAUAUGGGCUGCUGCCACGACCACUGGUCCUGUGAUACAGGCAAGCUCAGUAGCAGUAAGUUGUCUACAAAUGGGACAGUACGGAAAAGCUUUUCUGAAGUCAACAUACUGAGUGCUGGGAAAGCCUUGCACUCAGAUUACAGUCCUGGUGUUGAAUACUUAAAGAGACCAGAACUACAGACACCUCUGGUUGUCAAAGAAUUCCCUGUAGGUUUACCACCUGCCAGCCCUAACCUCCAGGACUCCAGAAAAAACAUCAUGCUGGAACAAAAAACAGCUGAGUUCAACAGAGCUUUGUUUCAAGCUGAGAGGGGUCAUGGGGUAGAGGAACAAAGCAGUGUUACUAUCACUGUGGGUUGCCAACCAGUGCAUACAGCAUCAGAUGGCAUUUUACCUUCCAGGGAGACUAAAUUUCAGCCACAUUGCGCUGAUGUCACCACUAGCGAUGUUGUUAUGCAUCCCGAGCUCUCCACAAGUCACAACCCUGAAAACCAAUCAAGGCGAAUGACAUGUGGUCCUGAAGGUCAAGAGGUCAGAAUGAAUCAAGAAAUCCCUUUUGAACGUUUGCCUGAACAGCCACUGGUUAGACUCAGGGAGGCCAACGCAACAUCUUCUCAGGGUCCUACACACCACUUUGAGGUCGGGCACAUAGUUCAAGCCACAACGAGUCCCUCCAUUAAAACACAAGAGAGAGCAGCCACAGAGGCUCUCAUUUCUGAGCCUCUCUUCCCUCCAAAUACCCAGCCAGGUCAGAAUGUGGAUGGUUCCAGCGCUAAGAAUGAAACAGAGCCUCAGCCAGCCAGAAUGGGUGUCUCACUCCAUCAGCUGUCUGCUGAGAACAAACAGAGACAGAUGACAGAGCCAGGGCAUCAGGCACAGCCAAGGCAUGUUUCUGUUCCUCCUUUGCAGCCUGACUUCUCUAGGCCUGGGCCUCGAAUGAUGAAUGACCACCCCUGGAAGCCUCUCACUCUGGCUGCAUACCCACGUCCUGAGGGAUCCAGAUCUAACUACGGGGCAGUGGAAAGGAUUCUGAAAAAUUAUGAGAGUGCAGCUCGGGCUCAACAGAACCAGAGCCAACAGAAUGAGACGACUCCAAGUCCUAAACUCAACGUUAGGCAGGAAGACAAUGUCACAGAGCUGAGCAUGUUGGACAUGGACCCUCUGCCCUUACCUACUGCUCUGAGACACAAACAGAUGUCACACACAUCACACUCCACACAUGCUCAGCUCAGCAGUCACAAUGCCAUGGGUGGAAAAGGGAUCCAGCUUAUUGUGCAGGACAACAAAGAGUCUUUGGUCUCCUCUUCCUCCAUCCAGAAGCACUUCUCAAGGCCUGCCCGUCCAGCCAAUCGACGUCUCCCCUCCCGAUGGGCCAACCGCUCCCCCACUUCUUCCUCCUCCUCCUCCUCCUCCUCGUCCCCCUCUACCACGCCCAUUGUGCCUUCGUCCUUCCGCCUCCAGAAACACACUUCGCCUUUUACUUACUCACAUGCCUUUCACAUAGAGACUGUCAUCAUUUGAUCUCCACCUCAGUCUGUUUGAAACAACCAGUAGCCUUCAGUGACAACCUCUGGACUUGUCCUUUUUUUUCCUUUAUUACUGUUGUACAUACCAAACCCAGACUGCUUCUCCAUGGCUAAAGAUUCAGAAGUGCUUUAGAACAACUCAUCUUUAAAAUGUAGUAUGUGGCAUCUAGUAGAGCCUAACUGACCAAGGACGGCGAGCAAAGGGUCCUGAAGCAGCUUUGGUUAUUUAGCGGUAUGCUCUGGUCAAGCUGGCAUCAUGCAUCCUCAGAGGACAGUGAAAACAUCGCUUUCCAAGGAAACAUUCAAUGCUUCAUACAUUCACGCCAACCAUCUGAAUGGAUCCCCUUGCUCAGGUCUGGAUUCUAGUCUUGACUAGUGAAGCCUUGCAGAAUGCCAACAACAGACUAAUCACUACUCCUUCUCUUCUGUAUAAAGUACUUAUACCUAAAAGUGAUGCUAGCUUAUAUUCAAGCGAUCUACACACGUAAAAUCAAGAUUAAUAGAUUUAAUAUGUACUGUGGAUUCUGUGUGCAACAUGUUUUGCAUUGCAUAAAAUAUGUUGCACACACAGAUUAGAGACUCCUGUUGGUUUCAGAGACAGAUGGUUUCCCUAGCAUCACUCUGUGUGUGCUGAAUGAAGCAGUACUGCUUUUCUGCCCUCUUGAAUAUUACCUAGCUUACACACCUGGACUGCACCUUUCCUGUGACUAAAACAUUUUGCUUUGUGCUCCUGACUGGCUUUACAUUUUAUCAUGAUUAAGCCAAAAUAAUAUUACUUGAUAUCAUCAGAUAGAUUAAAAUGUGAGUUCCUUUUUUAUAACUUUGUACCAAAGGCUGAUUUCUUUAUAUGCAUUUUCAUGAUUUGAAAAUUAAAUACAUUGUGUGUAAUGGCAUUUAUGUUUACUGUUCUAAUGUGUUGCUAUCAAAAUAUAUGUUCAGCCUCACACAUGACAGCCUGCUCUUGUGCUUAACUGAAGUAACAAUGCUUUGAAAGGUGUUUUUUUCUACUUUUACUAACUCUGUAUGGUGACAUGUCAGGAUGUUGCUCAGCUGAGUCAUUUUUCUUUUUAGGUCAGAGUGGUCAAUGAUGAAGAAGGUGAUGCCUUUACUGUUUUUUUUGUGUAAUAAACAUAAGGACGUAACAAUUUCUCUUCUCUUUUCAUGUCACACUAAACUAUUGGCAUUUGCAUUAUUGUACUACAUACUCACAGUUCAGUGUAUGUGUUUUUUAAUGCUGUGCAGCUUUGACUGACUUGUUUGUCAAAUAAUUAGACCUUAUAAUUAGAACUUAUAAAAAUCUUUCCUUGACACCUUAAACCCACUGUGAAAUAUAACUAUCAGUACAACGUAACACUUUAUAGAGGGUAUGUAAUGAUACAGAAGUGAAGUAGCUAUGUAGAUAAACCUUUUUAGUGUUAUUUAAACUUGUAUAUUGUAUUUUUAUUUCCAGUAAGCUCCAAUACAAGCUGCAGUAAGUUAACCUUGCCAUUGCAGUUGCUAUGCCCCAAUGCUAGCCUAUGCAGUCCUUAGCCUACAUGAGGAGCAAUAAUUUAAUAUGUUUUGAACAUCACUGAGACAUUGCACAGAAAUAUUUCUGUGA